Messenger RNA from Striga asiatica, 369 nucleotides. The record is from the annotation of a GenBank genome assembly. Lineage: Eukaryota; Viridiplantae; Streptophyta; Magnoliopsida; Lamiales; Orobanchaceae.
AUGCCCCCGGCCAGAAUCGGCCCAGCCACCGCCCUCAACGGCUAUGGUCUCUUGGUCGAUAAUAUCGACUUCGACAAGGAGAUGACGAUGGAUUCGAAGAGCGGGCGCCAUCAGCUCCGACGCGGCUGCGGGUCACCUCAUCUGAUGCGCCUUUCCGGCCAAGAUGGUCAAAAGCACCUUUUUCUCCACCGGGUUCAGCCCAACGUGCUAAACAACGAAAGUUUUCUCGUACUCGGGGUCGAGUACAUCCUUCCCCUCGAGUGUCUACUGGCGAUUCGCCAUAUGUCCGAGUUUCCUGCAACUAUAGCAGACGUUCCUGCCUACAAAACACUCUCCUUUGUGUCCCUUGCUGCAGGUGCCGCAUGGUAG